AUGGAUGUGAAAGAGGAUUCCAAGGAGGAAUGUCUCAGUGAUUUGGUAUCAAGGCGGUGUCCGAAGUGCUGUGGCAUUUUAUUUUGUUUUCUGGACCGGUUGAAGAAUAUACAAGGGGCACCGCCUUGCACUCAUUAUACACAGCGUGGAGUUUGCAAAUUUGGUUCUGCAUGCAAAUUUGAUCAUCCUAUGGGAUCACUUAGCUACAGUCCAUCUGCCUCUUCCCUGGCUGACAUGCCAGUUGCACCCUAUCCUGUGGGUUCCUCAAUCGGUACUCUUGCUCCGUCAUCUUCAUCCUCAGAGUUGCGGCCUGAACUUGGUGCAGGAGUCAGUAAGGAGUCUGUUUCGUCCAGAAUGUCUUCAAUGAGCACAUCAACCGGAUCAGUUGGUUUGACCUUGUCAAGCGUUGGACCCAUUUCUCAUUCAAGCACUCAACCAUCUGCUCAGAGUUCCAGUUCUUCAGCAACUACCAGUGCUACCACAAGUAGCACUGUCUCUCACACCUCAAGCUAAGCAAUGUGAAUGAAUUCCUCAUUAUCACUCCUUUUUAUCUCAAUUUUUCAACCGGCCAUCAUCACUCAAGGAGGUUCUCAAAAUAGGUUUUAUUUUUCAAUUAAUCCAGUUCCACAUUCAGGUCUAGCACACACUUUCCCACCAAUUGUCUGUGUCCAUAUAAUCUUUCUGUGGCCAUCCUUUUUAUCUUGAAUAAACCAUGGCCAACCUUGAGAGUUUUAGCAACCCAUACACGCACCUUGCUUUUGGAUAACUUCAAAAGUAUCUGCAACUCCAUCAUGCACAUGUCCAUUCACAUCUCCAAUUUUAGUAGUUUCUGGUGCUUAUUUAUGCUUCAAUCUUUUUUGAUGAGAAAAAUUCUGCUCGGAGUUUCAUUGACCAUGUGUAAUCCCUCUUCACAUGAACCCCUUUUGCAUUUGGGAAUAUAUCCAAAUCCUUUCCUGGAAGGUCCUGUUUGCCACCGUUCCCAAGUUAUCCAAGGUUUGACGUGAAGAGUAGUAAUCAGGAGACUACAAUGAGGCUUCACAUUGCUAUCUUUUAUGAAUUUAGAUACACGGUGAUGUUGUGACAAGUAAAAUGCUUGACUUGGUACUUAAGUUUAUUACAGAAUACAUAUAUGAAGAAAGACAUUUAAAUUAA
Messenger RNA from Vigna umbellata (rice bean), 1152 nucleotides. The record is from RefSeq and is a predicted model, not a curated record. Lineage: Eukaryota; Viridiplantae; Streptophyta; Magnoliopsida; Fabales; Fabaceae.